Cannabis sativa is the source of this 1362-nucleotide messenger RNA. Its product is annotated as E3 ubiquitin-protein ligase CSU1. Gene Ontology annotation, molecular function: ubiquitin protein ligase activity. NCBI's taxonomy places the organism in Eukaryota, Viridiplantae, Streptophyta, Magnoliopsida, Rosales, Cannabaceae. The coding region runs from base 239 to 1150 and encodes 303 amino acids. The record is from RefSeq and is a predicted model, not a curated record. Gene Ontology annotation, cellular component: nucleus. The transcript is spliced from 2 exons.
UUAAAAAAAAUGAAGUAAGACAUGUAAUUAUUGUGUACACGAACACACCUGAUUAUUUUUCUCACUGCGGUCCUAAUCGAUCCAAUCGACCUUGCAGGACUCUCCUCUCGUAAAUUUCUAGGGUUUCCUUUUUUCCUGCUAAAUUGGGUGCGAAGCCAUAUCGAUCUGAAUUCAAAUCAAGGUUUCGAAUUGGGGGUUUGUCAUUGCGAACUGACGGAGAAGAAAGAGAAAGGGAGAAAUGCCUCAGAGGCACUCAAAGAACAACAACGACUUAGCUUUCUUCACUUACGAUGAGAAGCGUAAGCUUGGUUAUGGAACUCAGAAGGAGAGGCUGGGCAAGGACUCUAUAAAGCCUUUUGACGUUUGUUCUCUUUGCUUGAAGCCCUUUAUCGACCCCCUUUGUUGCCAGAAAGGCCAUGUCUUUUGCAAGGAAUGCAUUCUCGAGUGUAUGCUUUCUCAGAAAAAAGACAUUCAGAGGAAGUUAGCUGCACAUGUUGCACAGCAAAAACAAGAGAAACAAGAGGAAGAAGAGAAGAUAACGCAACAGAAAGCUCGGGAGCUUGAUGCAUUUGAUCAGCAAAACCAUGGUGCGGUACCCCAGUACAGUGAUAGAAAUAAUAGCCGUGAUAAGAAUGGCUUUCAUGGGGCAAAUAGUGUAAAGGCCACAUCUUUUGAAGAAGAAGCACUCCGCACAAUGAAAGCUUUUUGGCUGCCUUCCGCCACACCUGAAGCUUCUGUCAAAGUAGAGGCUCCCUCCACCAGUACUGUGUGUCCUGAAGGCAAUGAGAAACUGAAGCUGAAAACUCUUUUUCCUGUAAUCUUCACAGAGGACAAAACCGACAAGAAAAUGUCAUCUUUGGAUAAGAGCUAUAUCUGUCCCAGCUGCAAAGUUACUCUAACCAACACACUUUCUCUUGUAGCCCUUAGCUCUUGUGGGCAUGUCUUUUGUAAGAAGUGUGCUGACAAGUUCAUGGCGGUUGACAAAGUUUGUCUCGUCUGCAAUAAGGGAUGCAAAGAGAGGAAUCUGGUAAACUUGGAAAAAGGAGGGACCGGGUUUGCUGGGCAUGGAGAUCAUCUUGAAGCGAAAGACUAUAAGCAUUUGGGGAGUGGUUCAGGACUGGGGUUGGUCAGGCCCUCAACAAAGACUUGAGCUGAGCUAUAAAUGCAAUGCAGUUGAUUUUCUCAAUCCCCUUUAAAUAGUUAUACACUAUCCUUCUCUAUGUCUCUUCAUUUAUAAAUGAGCUUAUUGUAUGAAGGCCCCAACAUCCAUGCAAGCUAACAAGACAUCCUUAUAAAGUGAAAGUAUGGUUUUUGGCUACUUGUUGUUGGUUCAUAACUUUGAGUUGAAGUUGAUUUUCUCUC